Bolinopsis microptera is the source of this 1993-nucleotide messenger RNA. Its product is annotated as la-related protein 6-like. Gene Ontology annotation, molecular function: mRNA binding. Gene Ontology annotation, cellular component: nucleus. The coding region runs from base 8 to 1330 and encodes 440 amino acids. Lineage: Eukaryota; Metazoa; Ctenophora; Tentaculata; Lobata; Bolinopsidae. The record is from RefSeq and is a predicted model, not a curated record. Gene Ontology annotation, biological process: RNA processing. The transcript has 2 exons.
AUUAAGCAUGGAGGGGUUCUACACUGCCGAGACGUUGUUUCAGUUCGAUGACCUGGACUUCAAUGCCUCCAAUACUAUGGACAACCGUAAGAUUGUGGCAGGAGCAGACACUGAAGAGGGACCGGACAAGUCCACAGUAGGUGAUCUCAUGAUCAAGGAACCGGACCUCUUGACCCCUCCAACUACCACCAACAUUGCUCUAGAUAACAACAAGCACAGCGUCAUCAACAACAACAACAACAGCAAUAACAACAGCAUUAGUAACACCCCUAACACACCAAGUGGCACGCCUAUCACGGAACUGGAUCACGUCACUAAGGCGAAGAUCUUGGAACAGGUCGAAUUUUACUUCAGCGACGCCAACGUCACCAAGGAUAAGGAGCUCGCGAAGCAGAUUCGUCGAAAUGAAAUGGGUUACGUAUCAAUAAAGUGGAUCACGUCAUUUCGCAAGAUACAAGCUUUGACUCAAGAUUGGAAAGCUGUUUCCAAGGUCCUGCAGGAGUCCACUCAGCUGAAAGUUUCGACGGAUAAAAAGAUGGUGCGUCGGAAGCACCCGAUACCCAAGAAAAGUGACCAGUUUGCAGAUAAAACAGUGAUGGCCAGCAACUUGCCGCUCUCUGAACGUAGUGUUGAUUGUGUGAAGGACUAUUUUAAAGGAUUUGGUCGGGUGACUCUGGUUAGGUUUUUGUCGCCAGGUAAACCGUACCCUGACGACAUCACCAGUUUGCACUUACCAGGGUGGCGAGGCAGCCCCACCGCUGACAUGGUUGCUGUGGAGUUUGAGACAGUGGAGGCGGCAGAGCUGGCUGUUCUGAAGCUGUCUGACAGUAACAACUGGAGGAGCUCCUCUCAAGUGCAGCUGUUGAGGACAAGACAGCAGAAACAGUUGGGUGCCGACAAGAUAAUGCAUGGUCCCAAAGUAAGGAAGUCUUCAGAGCACUGUGCUAUGGCGUACUCUCUGAACCACAGCACGGGCGUGCCACGUGACAGCAACGGGUAUGGUAUGGCAAAGAGUCUUCCAAAGCAAAUGUUUGGAAUGUCAAUAAGUGGCACGUCACCCACUGCUGGCUCCUCGCCACAAAGUCACAUCGUGAAACGCCCCGAGAAGUCUCCUCAUUCCUACUCAAGCCGGUCCUCAGUCACGCGGUCUGGAACCGCAGGAUCGUACAGCGACAGUUUCAGCUGCAGCCCCUCUGCUAAUUCGUAUCUGGGUCAGCGCCUUGCCCACGAGAAGAGUCACGCAAACGGCCCCGCCUUGAUCGCAAUGGUUUUGACUCGAGAACCUAGGGGUCCUGACGGGUCCAGGGGAUUCGGACACCGUAAUAACUGAUAACGACAAAUUCUUUUGUAGUUUAGGAGAAAACGCAUGUUUUUAUACGAUUAAGAAUUUGUAGGGCAUUUUCGAUUAAAAAUGACGAUUUAUAUGAACAUAUCCAUCAUGAACCAUGUUAUCAAAUUGUUUGCAAGAUUAUUUGAUUAUGUUUCUGCCGCAUUUUUACCAACAAAAAAACAGAAGACUGACUAAUUGUCAAAAAAUAUGAAAAAGUAAGUAUUUUCAUUUCAAAUCGUUCGAAUAAACGCCAAAAUUAUUGUCACAAUGUCGUACUUACACUGCGAGAAAAAGCAGAUUGAUUGUUUCAAUUUUCAAAAUGCUUAGAGUUUAUUAAAUUAUUGCAGGCUUUUCAGAUGUAUCCCAAUCUACUGUAGGUAAUUUAUUUAGAAUUGUGAUAGCAAUUACCUUUUUGCAAUGUUGAAUAUUUAAGAACAAAUGCCAUCAUAAUUAUUCGAAUUCGUGGAUCAGUAAAACAUUUGUGGCUAAUUUUAAUGCAUUUUGUUACGAAAGGAUCUUGACGUAAGGAUUAACUGCUUCAAACGCAGAGUGCUUUUGAAAAUAUGUAAUUUCGCGAUCUUAAGAUAAUUUUCAAGAAGGACAGUGUACUAUGUUGCCUGUAAAUAUGUGUUUUGAAAAUAAUUUCGUUUCAUUUUACAUAAA